CAGAGCAGUUGAGAUUUAUUAUUCUUGUUAUGACUGCUUUCCAUUCCUGUGCUAAACUGAGCUGAGAUAGCAGCAGCAGCAGCAGCAGCAGCAUGGUUGCAGGGCUUCUAUCCCCCUUCCCUCCCAUAGUUUGAUUUGCAAGUUGCUGGACAUUAUCUAGCAGGAAAUCCAGUCAUGCUGGGAAAAUCAUCACAACCCACAGGAGAAGGUACAAGCCAUAAACAAUAGUGUGACCUCAAGAGAGAUCUGGAAAUGUCUCCAUGCUCUCAGGCAUGGAUCGGUCCCACCUUGUGCUGGGCUUUGCUGCAGCUGUACCCUCUAGCACACCUUCCUGUAGUGCUCCAGGGUCAGGCUGCUGCAGAAGGCCUUGCAGAACCAAGAGGGCCUUAUCACCCUAGUAUGGCCUCAGUCCACUCACUUCCUUAUUGUGGUGGUUUAAGGGAGUCCAACUAUGAGCUGGUCUGGGAGAUUUUCCACAUCUUGAGGUUAGAACCAUGAGGCGCUGCCAGCCUGGUCCCAAGCUGCAGAACUCUUAGGAGCGCAGUGUGCCCAUGCUGUAGCAUUUGUACUCAUGCAUCUAACCUUGGAGUGGUCUGAAAUUAUGGCAGAGCUGCUGCCUGUCUUCAGAUAGGCCCACAGAAAGGCUAAGCCAUCACUUAUUUAUCGGUUUGCUCUGGAGUAGAGAGAAAGGGAACAAGAAUUUAAAUUCCUGGUGGGCAGAUAAAUGCUGGACCAUGGUUUCUUUGUAAAUGAUAAAUCAUUCGCCAUAUGAAGUGAAACCACACUGAAGCAUCUGCUGACUGUGCUGGAAUAUGAAUUAGUAGGGCUACAUAUAGGAUGUCUGCUCUAAGAUAUGUCAGGUGCUGGAAAUGGAGACAGAUAUAGUUCCAUGGUUACACUGCCAACUGAAAAUCAGAGAUUCAAUAGCUCUGCAGAUGACGCUGCAAUUAAAAGUGGCAAAAAUAAAAGCCAUUAUGUUCAGAAGGUAUCAGUUUAUAGUGAGCUCAUUUCCAGUUUGUGGGGAGUUGUUUGUUUUUAGAGAGGGUGGUAUGCUACUUCCAGCAAAGCUAUGUAAAUAUUUUCUACCAGCCCAGAAUGUUUUUUCCUGGAGCUGAUAUCUUGUGCCUACUAAAAUUCUUCAAUUGAGAGGAAUAUUUUACUAGAGAACUCACCAAAGCAAAAACGAACCUGUGAGACCUUACGCUAUAAAUCUCAUCACUCACAGGGAAGCAUAUAAAAGUUGUGCAGCUGUGGAGAUGAGAAUCAGAGGUCAAAAGCCAGUCAAGAAAGGCCAGAGAGGAAAACAAAACACUUCAACUUUGUAAUAACAUUGGUGGUGUUUGGGAAGUGUUUGGGUUUUUUUUUUUAAUGCUAUGCCUACAAAACACAAAUAGAAUGCAGCCUUAAAAAAAACCAAAACAACACAAAACCAAAACAAAAUGAAACAACAGAGAUUGAUACUUUUCAGCCAUAGUGAUCUGAUCUGACCAGAUCACUGGGAAGAAAAAGGUUCUGAGUAAUUCAAUAGAACAUAACUUGUGUAACAAAACAAACAAACCAACCCCCAAAAAACAACACCAAAAAAAUUGCUUCUGAACAGAUCUAUCUGGUUAGUACUACUUGACCUGCUGUUAAACUUUACGCUUCAGAGCUCUGCUGCAAAAUGCUUCUAUGCCUUUUAGACUGAAAGGCAGGAGAUCAGACUGGAAACUGAUCCUGUUUCCAUGGGGCAGAGCAGGGCUGGGGCUCAGACUUCAAGGUGAAGGAAUACAAACACACAGGGUAGGGCAGAGCUCCGUGGGCUGAUUGUGCCUGCCCUGCAGGGCUCUGUGCUUGGUUUGCUCUGGCUUGGAUCGCUCUGUGCAGCACUGUGUACUGCAAUCCCCCAAACAGUGUGAUCACCAAAACUGAGAAAUUGUUGAGGGAUGCACUUUCUUUCUGCGUUAUGAUUUGGGGGGUCACUUUGCAAAGCAACAGCAGCCUUUAGCUUUCAAAGAACGAUGUUCAGUAGAAGCUGUUCCCAGCAGGAAUCUUGAAUGGAGAAGACCUUAAAUAUCCCCAGCAAGUGGGAAGGCGGAAGGAGUUAGCUCAAGAUAAUCAUUGGUGCAAAAUGACAGGACCCAAGCAGUAGGGAUAAGCUGUGCUGGUUCGUAGGGUUGUCAGUUUUACUGAUCCUUCUGCCAGAAAAGCUCAGCUGUGCCUGUCCGGUCUGCUCAUGCCUGGCAGACGCACGUACGUGUGACGCAAUAGGCAGCAAGAAACCACUCAGUUCCGUUUCCUGACAGUCUGUUGAUAGCAGAGAGGCCAAUGUCCCACAGAGGAGACUCUGAGACACUGGGAGUUCAUGAGGAGCCUCCAUAAGCCAGUCAUAUUAAGUUUCUGAAGGUCUUAUUGCACCCGUGGAAGGGAGCAAGGGUCAGAGGGUUCAUACGACUGGUGAGCAUGUGGCUGAUGGUCUCGGGUCCUGGGAGUGGUGGCUGGGCAGGAUUACGAGCAGUGGAACUGAGGUGGUGGGUGCUGGGCUCUGACAGCUUCCCUGUGGUGCUGCUGAGCUGGGACAGAGGAAGUUGGGGACUUUAUGGCUUGUGAGCUUGGCUGUAAUGUCUGCUAGAAGGAUAUCCACAUGCAGGUAGCCAUACCACAAUCUGUGUUUGUCCUUUCUUUCAUGUGGGGGAGAAGAGAAAAGGUGGUGUGGGGUUGCUUUAAGUAUGAAACUUCUCCAUGUAAAACUCUUCCUGUAGAGAUAUGAAAGGCAAAUUUACAGUGUUUCUCUCAGCUGCAGAAGAGCAGAUAGUGAAAUCUUCAGCAAACAUUAAGGAUACUACCUGUAUCACCAGAGAAAUAUUUCUGUGUGCUUUAAUAAGUGUUUCAUCUCUCUUUCUUUGUAGUUUGAGUUACCUGGUGAGUGGAAAAUCCCCGCAAGGAGCAGGAAUGUUGAGCAAGUGAAAGUGAAAGUAGGGUACAACCAGACAUGUCAGAAAGCUGAUGGAGUUAAGGCAGAUUGAGAGCCCUGGGACUCAGCAGGGCAGCCUCCAGAGGUUAGAACCUCUGGAGAUUAGAAUCUAUGGAGUGGGAAGAGGGAUGGGGAGAGCAAUGGAGAAAAAGCUGCCUGGAAACACCAGCCCAUCACACCACCUUGCUUUCCUCUCCAUUUCCUCUCCACCCCUUCAAAUAUGACACUUGAUAUCCACAAACUUCCAGCACUUCUGCCCUGGCAGCAGCAGCAGCUCACUGCUGUGCAGCGGGGACAGAAGGGAAGUUUAGAUCUAGAGAAAGCUCCAAGGAAUGUUGGAUCUCACAAACCCCAUUCAAUGCUGUGAGAGGGAAUUAAUUAGGAGCCUUUUUCUAGGAACAGGCCUGCCUGGCGUUGCUGCCUACAAAGCUCAACCACGGCCUGAAGACAGCAGGGGAACAAGCUACGGCUCCAAGGGCGCCAUGGGUUUAAGACUCAAUGUCUUUAAGAACCAUAGAGCUCCUUAAGGCUCUCCAGAAAAGGCUAGGCAGGACCCUGGGAGAUGUGAACUGCUCUUCCAUGCCUAGUCCUGCUAUCUCUUUGUAAGCUGCUGCCCGGGCAGCUGCCUGCGCUCUGCUCCCGGGGACAUGUGAGGGAGGACUUUGGGCCCGUCAGUGGCUGGGAGCCGUUUGGCCAAUUUUGUCUAUGCAGUGCUGGCCUGGCUGGGCCUACUGUAAGGCAGCAGUGAGGUGGGGGAGAAAAGAGCACCUAGGCCUGGGUGCUAGGGCACGGCUGGGGAGAAGGUGUUUCUUGGUAUGUAGUAUGGAUUUGUGUACUUGCCGUGCUUUGCACUGCAACAUGUAGUUAUGAAUAGCAUUUCCAUUCAAGCUCCCAGUUCUGUCCCUUUCCGAGCGGAGUGCUCUUCUUUCCCUCCUUUGAGAAAGGUUAAAGAGCCUGUCUUGCUCCUUUAAGUGAGGCAAGGGGAGACUCGGGUCUUCUCCUCUUCUUUGUUCUGGCAGCCCAGGGGAUGCCAAGCCUUUAUGUUGUAAGCAGCUCUGUAAGGCAGAGCCUUCUAUAAUGGUUUCUUCUGAUCAGCCUGCUCAGAGUGCCUGUGGUCCCUGCCACAGCGUGGAGUGUGUCAGAGGUGCAUAAAUGAACAUUGCCAGUUUCUGUUUGAACACUACUUUCAAGUCUUUGGUCAGCUCUAAGUAGCACAGCCGCAGACUCCUGAGAACUCCACAGCUGGCAGGUGGGCAACUCCUGGCUGCGUAUAUGUGCCCCACGAUAGGAUAAUGUUGUAGGAACAGCAAAGUUGUUUGGGUCCAAAACUGAGACGUUCAAAGGAGGUAGAAGCACAGCAGCAAGCAAAAUAAAAUCUUCUGAGUUUAAGUUAUUGGUUACCUGUUUCAGUUUGUUCUCCUUCUAGCUGCUAUCUCUGGAGUACAGUACAGAGCAGAGACUUUGCUGGGACAACCAAGCAGCCAGGUGGUGGUAAGGUCUUCUGCACCCGUGGCAUCUUCUGAAUCAUCCCAUCUGUUCCUGCAAUGGAGUAUGCCUGGUAUUGGCUUGAUGAGUCUGGGCAGUGGAUUGAGUAUGGGAAAGAGCAUCCGAAUCACUGUUCUGCCACAGUAACAUCUGCGGAUCUGGAGAAGGAAUUUCUCUCUGGCCAGAAAGAUGUGUUUUUCAUUGCUGGGUCUCAGCACUAUAUGUUAAAUUUUGAAGACAUGGUUCAGACAAAUUUGGUGUAUAAAACUCAAAGAAAAGUUGCCCGACUGCGAAAAUCUGAGUCCUUUCAAGAUGGACAAUACAGAAGCCAAAACCUGACUCUAUCACGUUCUGUCUAUCCUCCAGAAUGGAACCAAUCUGCAUUGCCCGAUAUUGGGUACAAGUUGGUACAGCUCAGCAGUGAUUCCCAUGAAUAUGGCAAAAUUAAGGGGCUGUUUGAGAAAACGAUGAAAAGUUACUACAUCCACAAACUGCAGCGGAUCCAGAACCCAGCGCUUUGGCAAGUGUUUCAGUGGCAAAAGGAACAGAUGAAGAAGCUCAAUAAGCUGAAAUGUGUGGAUGAGCGGCUUCUGUUCCAUGGGACAAAUCCAUCCCACAUACCUGCAAUCUGUGAGCAGAACUUUGACUGGAGGAUCUGUGGGACUCAUGGGACAAUGUAUGGAAAAGGAAGCUACUUUGCCAGAGACGCUAGCUAUUCUCAUGAGUACUGUUCCUCUCACAGUGGUCGCUACAGCAUGUUUGUAGCUCGUGUUCUUGUUGGAGACUUUGUUCAGGGAAAGCCUGAAUACCUUCGUCCUCCAUCCAGAGCCACCAAUUCAAAUAGACUUUAUGACAGCUGCGUGGAUGACCUGACAGACCCUUCCAUCUUUGUCGUCUUUGAGAAGCACCAGAUUUAUCCUGCUUACAUCUUGGAGUACUGCAGUAAUUUCCCAUGUGCGAUCUUGUAAUGAAUGGUGGAAUCUCCUUUGAAUUUACACUGAAUAAAUUACAUUUUAGUA
This is a messenger RNA of Pogoniulus pusillus (Red-fronted tinkerbird), 5457 nucleotides long. It is a transcript of the gene PARP12, whose product is annotated as poly(ADP-ribose) polymerase family member 12. Gene Ontology annotation, cellular component: nucleus. Gene Ontology annotation, biological process: positive regulation of type I interferon production; positive regulation of mRNA catabolic process; response to virus. The record is from RefSeq and is a predicted model, not a curated record. Gene Ontology annotation, molecular function: NAD+ poly-ADP-ribosyltransferase activity; RNA binding; NAD+-protein mono-ADP-ribosyltransferase activity. The coding region runs from base 4498 to 5406 and encodes 302 amino acids. NCBI's taxonomy places the organism in Eukaryota, Metazoa, Chordata, Aves, Piciformes, Lybiidae. The transcript has 8 exons.